Molecule: messenger RNA, 1840 nt
Organism: Amphimedon queenslandica
Lineage: Eukaryota; Metazoa; Porifera; Demospongiae; Haplosclerida; Niphatidae
Product: bone morphogenetic protein receptor type-1B-like
Exons: 10
Coding region: 72-1721 (549 amino acids)
Biological process (GO): protein phosphorylation; cell surface receptor protein serine/threonine kinase signaling pathway; cellular response to growth factor stimulus
Cellular component (GO): plasma membrane; signaling receptor complex
Molecular function (GO): transmembrane receptor protein serine/threonine kinase activity; ATP binding
Source: RefSeq, a predicted model, not a curated record
UAACUUCAUAAAAGCUGAACUUCAUUACAUGAUCAGGGGAGUCUUUGAGUCAUUUUGCGACAGCGUGAAGUAUGCUUCGUUUCUUAACUUUCCUUUUUCUGUUUCUCUCUUGUAUUACUGUAUCAUUGAGUAAUAGACUAUGUUAUGGUACAUAUGAUACAAGUGAUAAUGAUGCAUAUAAUAAUGAUAACGGUACCUGUUCAUUCCAACCUCCACGUGACUACUGCUUCUUUGCAAUUAAUAACCAUAAAAUAGUUACCAGAGGCUGUAGUCAGAGAAAUCCAGGUGACAUUGGUACUUUAAUUUGUCUCAAUCACUGGAUAUAUGAUCCCAUUAAUAACAGAUCAUUAUAUUGCUGUCAAGGCAACUAUUGUAAUGAAUGUCCAGAUAUUGAGGAAUUAUGUGAGGAGUAUGCUCAAGUUACAAGUCUACUGAAUGUCACUAAUCCUCCUUCUGAAUGUAAUACCAAUCUUCUUACCUGUGCUUCUUCUAGUUCUAUCUCAAUGACUAGUACUCCUGGGAUUUCAUUGUCUCAAACCCCUUCUUCAUCAGUUACUGUGUCCAGUACACCCACCCCUACCCCCAAUGGCUUAUCACAGACGUACAUCGUCUUUAUUUCAGCCACAAGCACCUUUUUAUUUAUACUGAUACUGAUAAUUGUUGGGUUUUUUGUGUUCUCGUGUAUUACUCGUGGAAGGAGGAGAGAUCCUUCAGAUCACAUUAUAGAGAUCACUGACGUCUCUUCUUCUGGUGUCAGCAGCAGUCUAAGAGGGCCACGCCUUCUCCAACAGAGAACAAUGUCGCAUGAUGUGACAAAGAUCAGUGUCAUUGGACAGGGACGUUUUGGAAAAGUCUGGCGGUGUUCUUAUGAAGAGAAGCACAUAGCGAUGAAAGUCUUUAAGAAUAUGCACAUGGCUGUCUUCAAGAGGGAAGUGGAGAUCUAUGACACAUAUAUGCUGUAUCAUGAGAACAUACUCAGAUUCAUAGGCCACGAUCAAAUCGAAUUUGCUGAUACCAUAGAACUACGACUUUACACUGAGUAUCACGAAAAUGGAACUCUACAGGAUUAUCUAAAGUCCAAGCCUGUUUUUCAUUUUCCUGAAUGUCACCAAAUGGCCGUUUCUCUCUCAUCUGGACUUACAUAUCUACAUAAAACGAUAGUUGCUGGUAAAAUAAAACCUGGUAUUGCACACAGGGAUUUAAAGUCCAGUAACAUAUUAGUUAAAACAGACUACACUCUCUGUAUAGCUGAUCUUGGUUUGGCAAUAAAACAGAGUGAGAGUGGAGAUGGUGUUGACCAGAUACCUGCCAACAAGCUGUCAGGCACUAAAAGAUACAUGUCUCCUGAGAUACUAAAUGAGAGCUUAGACUAUGGACGCUUUAUAUGCUAUGCACAGUCGGACAUUUACUCCUUCUCUCUUAUAAUUUGGGAGAUUUUCAAUUGCUGUGAAAUUGACGGCGUCCCACGCUCUUAUCAACUGCCUUACUGUGAAUGGGUUCCCACAGAUCCAGAUAUCGAUCAAAUGAAACAAUGUGUAUGCGUGAACAAUAGAAGGCCUACCAUACCUGAUUCUUGGACAGAGAGUGAAACUUUGAGUCCUAUAGCGAAGUUGCUAGACAGUUCCUGGGCAACUCAAGCAUCAAGCAGAAUAUCUGCAUUAAGAAUAUCAAAAAUUUUAAAAGGAAUCGACUUUAAAAAAGAAAAGAUACAAAAUGAAUAAGUAUUAUUGAAAUAAACAGAACUAAUGUGAAAUGAAUCAAUGCUCAUCAAUUAUUAUCAUUAUUAUUAUUUUUCUUGUUGUUGUUGUUGUUGUUAUUUAUCAAUCUAUAUGGAAUGCUA